UUACCACAAGGAUUUCCAGGUGCUGAGCCCCGGCAUGGGACGUACCAGGAUCUACCUUCUGCUCCUGCUGGGCACGUGCACCCUUGCCCAGCAAGAUGCGGGAAGUGUGGCUGAACAAUCUCCGACAUGCUUUUUGGCUAAAAGGUUCAGGAACUUCAAGCGCUUCGUGUACAACUACGAGGCCGAGACCGUCAACGGCGUUCCCGGAGCUACCGACAACAAGAGUGGCCCCAAAGUCUCCUGUCAAGUUGAGCUUGAAGUACCCCAGAGCUGCAGCUUCGUCCUUCGCACCACGCAAUGCUCUCUGAGUGAGAUCUUUGACGUGGAUGAUGACGGCAAGGCGUUGUAUCGCCCCGCUGCCGGAGCUCAGGCUUUCAAAGCCGCCAUGGCCAAGAACCCACUGAAGGUCACCGUUGAGCGCCACACUGACGUCAAACUCUUCCCUGAGGAGGAUGAGCCAGUCAACAUCUUGAACAUCAAGAGAGGAAUCGUGUCGUCCCUCCUCGUUCCCGUCAUGGAAGAAGAGAGGAACAACAAAAUGCCCACCGUGUACGGUGUCUGCGCCACCGACUUCACAGUCAACGCCAGAGAAGACAUCGCUACCGACGUUACCAUCAGCAGGGAUCUUUCCGGAUGUGACAGCUUCAGCGCUCACAAGCAGGCCACCAGUCCCAUAGCUCUCAUCUCGGGAAUGCACUAUCCUUUGUCCAAGCUGAUUAGCAGCCACCAGACUUGCAACUACAAGUUUGACAACCAGAAGAAGCACAUGACCAGCGGGACCUGCACGGAGAAGCAUCUAUUCCUGCACCUCUCCCAAAAGAACGAGUACGGAAUUUCCGCACUGGUGAAGCAGACUGUGACUCUGAAGGAGACCGGCAAGAUUAAUGACAGAGUCUUUGAUCAUAAUGAGGCCCUCCUGCGUUUCUUGCCAAUGGAGGUUGUUGAUGACAAGUCACCUGUGCAAAGUAAAGAUGCUGCAAUUAGCACAAUGCAACAGCUGAAGACCCUGUCCCAGACCAGCAACGGGGACCAACGCGCCUCCCUCUUCCACAAACUGGUGUCUGAGCUGCGUGGCCUGAAGGCUGACGCCCUGCAGUCUGUUGCACUUGAGAUGAUGGAUGUGUCCGAUUCCCUGACCGUGCAAGCCCUGGUUCAGUGCGGUACUCCGGAGUGCACCAGCGCCAUGCUGAGAGUUCUCGGGACCUUCGAGAAGUCUGCUGUUGAAGUAGAAGCAGCGGUUUACGCACUGGGACUGCUGCCUAACCCUUCACGCCUAAUGGUCAAGGAUAUUCUGGACAUGGCUCAGAACAGGAAGAGCAAGCCCAUCAUGUUUGCCUUGAGUAAUGUGGUCAGGAAGCUGUACCAAGCUGAGGGAAAAGUCACUCCAGAGAUUACUGCUGUUUCCAACUUCCUGGCUUCCCUUCUGGGUCCGGAUUGUUCUGGGGAGAAAGAUCUGACCUUCCUGACUUUGAGGGUUGUUGGUAACAUUGGAGAUGUGAUGGAAGAUGCUGACCCCGCUAUUAAGAGCACCCUGCUCAAAUGCAUGAGACAACCUGCAACCACACUCUCCGUUCAGCUUGCUGCCAUCCAAGCUUUCAGGCGAAUGUCUGUAACAGAUGAGGUUCGCUCAAACCUCCAGCGGGUCAGCCAGUAUCCAAAAGGUGCUGUGCAGAAGCGCCUUGCGGCCUACCUGAUUCUGAUGAGAAACCCUCUCAGCAGUGACAUUGACAUGGUGAAGAAGAUCUUGAAACAGGAGCAGAAUGAGCAAGUCAAAUCUUUUGUGACCUCCCACGUCUACAACAUCAUCUCCUCCACUGAUCCUGAGACCCAAAAACUUGGAAGGAAGAUAAUGGACGCUUUGCAGGACAUUGAUGUGGCCACACACAAUGACUACACAACAAAGUCUCGCAACUACAAAUUGGGUUUGGCACAUGAAAGCAUGCAGGCCGACAUUCAGGGCAACGUUAUCUUUGACCCUAGCAACCAGCUGCCCAGAGAAGUCAUGUUAGAAUCGACCCUGAAACUUUUUGGCUACAAUAUGGACAUGUGGGAGCUUGGAAUCGAAGGAAAAGGCUCGGAACCCUACAUUGAGGCUUUGUUUGGAAAGAAUGGCUUCUUUCCAGACUCUUUGUCCAAGACUUUGUACUGGGCGGAGAACAAGAUGCCAGUCAAGAUGAUGGAAGUCCUGGAGAAGUGGCUUACUCCCUUGAAAUCAGGAGACCAGAAGGUGCCUGAACAUCUUAUGAGAGAAAUUACUCGCAAUUUCAACAAGCUCAUGAAGGAUUUGCACGAUCAAGAAUCUCCAGAGGCCAUGGCCUACCUUAAGAUUAUGGGAACAGAGCUUGGUUUCAUCAAGGCCAGCGAUUUGAAGUUUCUUGCUGAUAACGCUAAAAUGUAUGCAGAGAUUUUCUUGAAGAUCCUCCCUACCAAGGUGGUGUCCAAACUGAUGUCCGGCACAGACAAUGAGAUCUUUAUCCAUUACAUGUUCAUGGAUAACAAAUUCGUCCUUCCAACAGCCUCUGGCUUGCCUCUCACAUUUUCACUGUCAGGUACCUUUACUCCCGGAGCUAAGGGCGGACUUCGUAUUUCCCGAAACAUGAAUGAAGUGUCGUUCAUGCCGUCUGUCGGCGUCGAGUUCGUGACCCAAAUGGGCGUCCACGUGCCCGAAUUUGUCGUCUCGACUGUCGAGAUGCACACCAGCUUAUACCACGAGAGUGCACUCAAUGCUAAGCUCACCAUGGAGUCAAACCAGGUCAAACUUUCUAUUCCAGCUGCACAAGCCCCUGCAAAGUUUUUGAGAAUCAGCAAUAGAGUGAUGAUUGUUGGCAAUGGCAAGGCUCGUCUGAUCCCGCACAAUCGGUUCGUUGUAAACUGCGACUCCCUCUAUGGAAUCAAGUACUGCACAAAAAAACUUCAAGCUGAAGUGCAGAGUCAAACCAAUGUUUACGUCCCUCUGGCUGGAGAGACAAUGUUUGGAAUCGACAUUGAGCCUCAGGUCUCAUACACGGCUACUGUUGCAUACGCACUCCUCAGUGAAGGAACUGAUGGCCGCCAGAAGGUGGAUUCCCUGAAGAUUAGUCUGGAAACUGAAGGGGCUCAGGCUGCAGAAGCUUCCGCCAUCAUGAAAUACAACAGGAACAGGAAUGUCUUCACCAGCCAAAUCCAGAUACCCAAUAUGGAUGUCGAAGCUGGGAUCAAGGUUGGCCUGACUGAUACCAGCACCAAAGGCAAAGCCCUCACUAUUGAGCUUUCCAACAAAAACGUCCCACAGCUCACGCUGACUGGUCGUGCCCAGCUUCAGGACAUGAACAACGGCAUGCUACAGGUUCAAUUGGAGGUCCCCUCUCUGAAGACAGAUGCUAUCAUUUCUGCCACCAUGAGUAAAGCCAAAGAAUUAACAUUCGAGAUCAAAAGUGACGUGAAGCUCCCAGAGACAUUCUCGAUUCAGUCAGUCACAUUCAAAUAUGGCGAGGAUCAGGCAGAGCUCAAGCUGAUGUCAAACAUGAACGCUGAGACCAAAGUCCUGGUACCUUAUACUGAAGCUCUCGGGGCCUGGGUCAGGCAGUUUGUUGAAAAUGCCAUGGAUCGUCGGGUUGUUAACACUGACAUGAAACUGCGUCACAUUGUCAACAAAGCAUUUGAGGCCUCCAACAUCUGGUUGAACAAGAUCUCCGCUGAUGUACCCUAUGUGGAGACUCUGAGGAACAACAUUGCAAAUGUGGAAAUGCCCACCAUGCCUGAGAACCUGUUUAUGAACAUGGAAAGCAAAUUCCGCUACCAGUUCAACAAGAACUAUCUGACCAUCAGUAUCCCUCUGCCACUUGGAGGGAAAUCCUCUCAGGAAUUGUUCGUCUUCCCUAAAAUAAUCACCAUCCCACUGCUGGGUGUGGAGCUUGCGCCACAGGAGAUAGAAAUUCCCAAAUUUACCAUCCCCGCCGAGCAAGAGAUCACCCUGCCCCUUAUUGGAAUGGUGGAAGUCUCCGCUAAGGUGAACAGCAACUAUUACAACUGGGAGACAAUUGUGUCGGCAGGCAACAAUACCGUGGACUCUCCAAACUAUUUGGCCAAAUUCAAGGUUCAGGCGACCAGUCCAAUCAAACUUCUGUCUUUCACGGCUGAAGGAGCUACACAAUUUACUGAUACAGCCGAGAAAACACUGAAAUUCACCCUGAAUGGCUCCCUGGAGCACGAGUUUGUGAGUACAAGGGUUAACAUGGAGGAAACGAUUGCUGUCUCAGACAAUGUAAUGUCAUCAGGAAAAUACAACAUCCACGCUGCUGCACCCUUGGGCUUGCGGACCUCUCUGGAUAUUACCAAACACUUCACUCUUGAUUCAGCCAAGCUAUUGGGAGACAUCAAUGCCAAUGGAAGUGUCACUGUUGGUUCUUUAACUGCUAGUACCACUUAUCUCAACACCUUCUCGGCUGACCGUGCAAAGAAAGAAGCCAGAUUGGAGAGCACACUGAGCGCAAACUCUGAAAUUCUGAAGGUUACAAAUAAGAUCACGUCUGUGUAUGCAAAUGAGAAUCUUAUGAUGGAGUCGAAGACUGACAUCAAGAGUGAUCCCAUCAAGCACUCAACAAAAAUUAACCUUAACUACAAGGAUGUCAAGCUUAGCGUUCUUUCCAACUCUGUGACGAAAACUGGUCAGAGAAAGCUUCAGAGCCAAGUUGAGUUCUCGGCUUCUGCAGAUCAAGCCAGCCUCCGUGUAGAAAAUACAGCGGAAGAUACAGUGAACCGUGCCUACUCUUUGCUAACUGGUUCCAUUAAUCCUUCAGGCUUGGAGCUCAAUGCUGACGCCUCUGUUAACAUCUUUUCGAGCGUUGCCUCUCACAAGGCAACCUUGGCCUUGAAUUCCAAAGGCCUGACCACCAGCUGUACCACAACUGCUCAGCACAACCCAAUGACCUUUGAGAAUAUUUUCCACAGUGGACUUGAUGCUAACGGUGCCACCAUGUCUCUCACCACAAAGGGAGGCACCAAAGAGAACAAAGUUUACUUUAAUGUUGAAGGAAAGCUUGCAAGCUCUGAAGUCUACCUCAAUGGCGUUUUCAACGGUGACAUCCUACCAAUCAACACGAGAAACACAAUGAACUUCAGAAUAAGUGAGGAUGGUCUGAUCUUAUCCAACAACAUAGUUGGAGCUAUCAAUGAAAUGCGGACCGAAAAUUCAAAUUCCCUUUCUUUUACACCAAGAUCGUUGACUCUCCACAGCAAGACUGACAACGUCCUUGACACGAGGAACUCGUACAUGCAUGACAUCACAUUUACCGUGGAGCGUUUUACAGCCUCAGCCAUGAUAAAAAAUAAUCUGAAGAUCAUGGAGGUGAACUUCAAUAAUGUUGCCCAGUUCAAGGCACAACCUUACAACAUGGAGCUGACAGGAACACUGAAGGGAGACUUGUCGGAAGAUGAACUCAAGCACACUUAUGAAGUGAAGUUCAUGAACAUGAUCCUGUCUACAAAGUGCAACACUAACGGAAACCUCCUAGGAUCUCAGAUAACACAUGCCACCGACUUGGAGAUUGCUGGUCUAACUGUGAAAUUCAACAACGUUGCUGAUUACAAAUCUCAGUCACUUCGUUUUGACAGUAAGGUCAACGCUGUUGCUGAACCCUUCUUUCUUACCGUUGACGCCUUGUUAAACUCAAAUGGUGGAGUAUCUUUGUAUGGACACCAGAGUGGGGAACUGUAUAGUAAAUUCCUCCUGAAAGCAGAGCCCCUCCUAUUCACACAUUCGUUUGAAUACAGAGCUUCAACCACUCAUGAGAUUGAAGGCAGACCUACAAUCAAGACCACUGUGGACAACAAGCUCAGCAGCACCGUGAGUCUUCAAGAACAAAACGUCCACCUGAGAGUUAAAUCCAAGGUAAACGACCACACUUUCGAUCAACAAUUGGAGGCCUACAACAAUGCAGAGAGAAUGGCUAUUGACAUGAGGGGAGCAGUCACCACAAACCUCUUCAGUGAAACCAUCCAAGACUACAGUGUGUCCGGAUUUGUCAAGUAUGACAAGAACACUGAUAGCCAUUUUAUCCAGAUCCCUUUCACCGAGCACAUUCCCGCAAUCAUUGAAGUUGUAACGAAGACAGUCACGAGCUUGACCGACAAUGCCGUUGUAUUGCUGAAAGACAUCAACGCUGAGUAUGAGAUCUGUACCACGAUUCAGAACAAAGUGUCUGAACUGAAGGAGGUCAUUGACAACUUUGACUUAAACCUCAUUGCCCAAAAUGUGAGAAAAUAUGUCAGCUACAUUGAGAAUGUCUUGACCAACCUGACCGCCAAGUUGCCAAAAGAAAAAGUCCUCACUGUGCUGAAAUCAGUCAAGGACGCUAUCAUGGCUUGGAUAAAGAAACAUCGUAUCUCUGAGAGAUUCAAUAAAAUCUACGAGAAAAUGGAGGAAAUCCUGUCCGAAUAUGAGGUUGACAAGAUGGUCGGGGCAGUGAUGGAUGAGGUCGUCAAAAUUAUGAAGCAGUAUCAAGUGAGGGAAAAGAUCAACUCUGUAUUUGCCCUUCUUAGGUCAAUUGACAUCCAGCCAUUGUUUGAAAAGGUUACAGUACCUAUUCAGGAGCUUGUAAAUGAUCUAUACAAUUUUGACUUCAAACAGCUCAUCAAUGACAUGAGGGAUUAUGUGAUGAGAACGGUACAGGAAAUACAAUCCUUUGAUUAUAACAAAUUAACACUGCAGGUGAAAGAAAAAGUAAGAGAUAUGAGCAAGAUUCCCUGUUUUGGAAAGCUCUACGGAGAGUUUAAAAUCAACUCGCCUCAUUACAACCUCACGACGACUGCGGAUCUGGAAAACACCACGGCUACAUCGGUCACACCAGAGUUCAAAGUGAACUUCAAUUCUCGGGCCACGUCGACUUUGAGGGUCCUCCAGUUUUCGAUAGAUGCCGAUGCCCAUUUCGCUCUACCCAAAAUGAGCCGUUUGACGAUUUCUGAGUAUAUUAAGAUUGACCAGUCAUCUUUUAAGGUCGGCCACAAGGGAACUAUGACUAUCUAUGGCCUGUCAGGUCAAGGUUCUGCGGAAACUACUGCAAAGAUAGCCACCGAAUUUUACUCUUCAGAUCUCAUCAACAAUGUGUUCGUUGCGAUGGAAGACGGGCUCUCCGCAAGUGUAAAUACGAACUACAAUCAUGACUUCAACGUGCCACCCCUCAACAUAUUCACUCACGUGUCAUCAACUCAAAAGACCAAUCUUUCACUGGAAGCGGGCUCUGCGCAUCUGAAGAUGAACACCAUGGCGAAUGCAAAAUAUGUAAUUCAGGAGUUCUCAGACGAGGCAACUCACAGCAGUAACGUGGACUUAGUCAUGGAUCUGCACACGGCCAAAGUGACUUUCAUUGGUGCAACAGGCUCCAAAGGCUUUAAAAGCAAUCAGAAUGUGGUCGCGGAUAUCUGCAUUUUCCGCCAUGCGAUUGUAGACGCCAAGGUUGAAACAGAAACACCUGUGAUGAAGGGGAGCGUUUUAGACAUCAAGUUCCAGGCUAAGGUUGAAGACAUGAAAAUUGAUCUCACUGCCUCUCAUAAUGCGCAACUAAUUGAGGGAACUCUUUCAAGCUCCGCCCUUGCCUUGAUCACACCAACUGAGCUCAUGUUUGACAGCAAGAAUAGGGCAAAUUCCAAGAUUUUCCUUCCGUUCCAGCUGCCCGAAAAGCUGGAGUUCGUUAAUGACAUCUCUCUUACACUGAACGCUGAAGUGCAGCAGGCCAGCUGGACUGGAAUGGCCAAAGUCAACCAAUACAAAUAUUUCCAUGACUUCAAAAUGGAUAAUGGUGAAAGGGAAAUUAAUAUCAUCGCUCAGAUCCAGGGAGAGGCAAGUCUUGAUAUCUUGAGGAUACCGAUCACUAUUCCUGAAAUAACAGUGCCAUAUUAUGGAAUGAAGACACCAAAAGUGAAGGAUUUCUCACUGUGGGAGGACGCUGGUCUGAGUUAUCUCCUCAGUACGACACAACAGAGCUUUGACAUGAACUCCAAGAUUAAAUACAUAAAGAACCCAGAGAUGUUCACCAUAAGCUUGUAUGCAGAUCCCAUUGUCAACGUCAUCAACACCAACAUCAAAAAUCUACACAAGAAAGUGCUCAUGGGCAAAGAUAAGACUGCUGAUAUUCUGUCGUCCACCUAUGCCAAAGCACAAGCAAAAUAUGAAAAAUAUAAUAUUGGAUUGCCUAAAACACUCACAAUUCCUGCUUACAAAGUACCGUUGAUCAAUGCUGAGACGUCAUCAUUCACAAUUCCCCUCCCAGACACCAGUCUUGUCACAAUGCCAGCUUUGCGUGUCCCAUCAGCUAUCAGCAAAUUUACUCUUCCCAAAAUCACUCUGCCCAAAAUCCAGAGCAUAAAGAUUCCGCUGAUGGGUGAUCUGACCUUCGAGUUCUCCAUGAAGGCACCGCUGAUCAGUCUGAAAAGCAACGCCAGUGUUCUCAACAAGGACAGCUUCGUCAUCAAACUUGACGCAUCCUCAUCAUCGGAAUUUGAGUUUCUGACGGGAAAAAUUCAGGGCAACACCAACGUCAACGUGUUGGAUGGAUUCAAGAUGGCUUCUGUCCUGGCUGUAAAACAUACAGCAUUGGAAGGAAACCACGGCAGCACCAUCGUCUUAAAUCGUAAAAAUGUCGACGCCUCCGUCAGCAAUUCAGUCAAAGUCCAUCUGCCUUAUGAGACCGUGGAAGUCCGCCAGGAGUUUACUAGAAACAGCCUCCUCUUCUCUCUUGCCACCCCAUCUGCUGGUCAUGUUGCAAUUCAAAUGCAGACCAAGAUCCCACCACAGUUGACAGCGAGACUCUACGGACGCUAUCCUACUGACCCACAAACGGAUAUUGAUAUCUUGGCCCUGAAGAUGUCUGUGAUGAACUCUGAGAAGCUGAACAUUCAGACUUCCUGGAACAUGGAGAUGCCAUAUGAGAUGAUGCUGGGACUGAAGAAGAAUGUUCCUGUGAUGGUCAAAACGGUCACUACUCCUACUAUCAUGACUUAUGAUAAAAUUAGCAGAUAUGCACGGAGCCUUGAGGGUUCUUUCAAGCAGGCUAGGCACCAGGGUACAGUGAUGCUGAAUAGGGCUGUUGACAAGUUUGUAACCGUUAAGCCCUCCGACCUGCUGACCUCCGUCAAAGAUCAGACAAAUAUUGUCGUUAGACAAUACAAACAAAAAAUUGAGACUUUUUUCGAGGCUGCAGUUAAAUUCCUCAGAGAGACCAAGUUUCUAAUCCCAGGUUAUGCACAAAGGCUAUCAGGUCUUGAGGUCUAUCAGAAAUGUGGUGCCUUUAUUGCUGAAGUGUACGAGGAGGUGAUUCAGAGUAUCCCAAAGUUUUUCAAAGCAGCCGUUGAGUCCUUUGAAGCCAUUGAAUUUAAAAUUCCCGGUUCUAGCCUUGUUGUCAGCGGAAGAGACUUUCUGAAUGACUUUUAUAGAGCUUUGAGGAUAGUCCAGGACCAGGUGAGUGCCACACUGAGACAUGUGGGAGGCAAUACUAUCAAAGAUAUCCACAGGGAUCUUUCUACAUUCCAUAAGAGGCUCCUCCAAUUUUUAAGAUCACAAGAUAUUGCGAAGCUGCCCACCCUUGUCGCCGACAUGUACCAGGAAGCCAUUGACUCGCGCGUCUUAACCAGAGUUGUUAAUCAGCUUGACAAGGUCCACCCCAUAAUUAGCGAAUACCUUACAGGAAUAACGACGAAGCUCCAGAACAUUCUGGACUACAUCUCCAGUGAGCAACUCCAAUCAGACAUUCAACACGCAAUUAACUUGAUGCUGAAACGCGUGAAUGCUUUCCAAAACCAUAUCAUUCGAAUCCUAAAGGAAAAAAGUCAAAGCGUUGAACCGUUCGUAAGAGUUGGCGACAGACAGAUGGAGGUGGAUAUUCCGUUUCCCUUUCUUCACCAGUUCAACGGAGCGGCAGUCCCCGAAGAGGCCUCGCAAGCCUUCAGGUCAGACCAGGACGCAGAGUCUGUGCGGCCGAUGCCGCUUCUGUUUCUGCAAGGCCGCCCUCGCAGCCGUCUCGAACACCUCCCAGAUGCCCUCCUUGGUCUUGGCCGAGCACUCCAAGUAGUCGUGGGCGCCGAUCCGCGCGGCCAUGGCGCGGCCGUCGUCGGGCCUGACUGGCUCCAGCUUGAGCCGGCCCAGCUCGUUCUUGACGUUCUCGUCGUUGCGGAGAUCCUUCUUGUUGGCCACCAGGAUGAUGGGCACGUUGGGGCAGAAGUGUUUGACCUCGGGCACCCACUUCUCCGGGAUGUUUUCCAGCGAGUCCGGGCUAUCCACGGAGAAGCACAUCAAAAUGACGUCCGUGUCCGGGUAGGAGAGCGGGCGGAGCCGGUCGUAGUCCUCCUGUCCCGCGGUGUCCCACAGGGCCAGCUGGACCUGCUUGGUGUCCACCUCGAUAUCCGCCACGUAGGUUUCGAACACCGUCGGGUGGUACGUCUCCGGGAACUCGUCUUUGCUGAACACGAUCAAGAGGCACGUUUUCCCGCACGCCCCGUCGCCCACCACCACGAGCUUCUUGCGGAUCUCUGCCGCCAUUUGCGAGUCCUUCCCCAUGGUCGGGUCCGCGCAAAACCGAAAGAGGCGCAAGUGGGAAAACAAGACUUUUGGGUCUCUGCAGCAAGACUUUUUUUUUUUUUUUUUUUACCGUGUGCGCGACAAACUCAGCGAGAUCUCUUUAUAAAGCAAAAUGAAUCGCAGUUGGGAGGGGACGACGCCGUGCGCACGAUGUUGCAGUUCACCAUACCCACGUACAGGGGGCAGCAGCACCGGCGAACGAUUAGCCGAGGCUAUCAAAGCCUUGCAAAAAAAAAAAAAAAAAAAAUAGCGCUCUCUCUCCAAGGUAACAAAACAAUUUCGAAUCUGGUUUACGGCGUGCCUCAAGCCCGGAGCCUCUUUGGAUACGACAACGCGCUUACCCGUGGCAUGAGCAUUCCAUGCAGCAUCCUAGGUAUGAAUGACGUGACCUGGCAGGAGACGAGAGGUGGGAUGCUGCAUGCAAAUGGUGGUCCUGAGGCCGGGGGUGUCAGAGUCCACAGCGGCGGGCCCUUGGCCGCAGCGGCUGGCCAGGCUUCGGGAGGCCCCCAUUUGCAGGGCAUGGACAGGGCAGGCAACCCCACGCCGGGAAUGCCGCAGCCUCCGUUGAGCGGUCGCUCGCAGGACGACGCCACGGUCAGCUACUUCUUCCAGAGGCAGCCCGGGGAGCAACUUGGAGGUUGCGCGCCGAACAAGCAUCGCUGGCCCACUGGAGACCCCAACCAUGUUGAUCAGGUCCGUGCUGUGGAUGAAAUGAACUACGACUUUCAAGCGCUUGCUUUGGAGUCAAGAGGGAUGGGAGAGCUGUUGCCGGCAAAAAAGCUCUGGGAUUCAGAUGAACUGGCAAAGGACGGAAGAAAAGGAAUGCUUCUUGGAGAGGAGUGGAGGGACAAUGCAUGGGGGGCAUCACACCAUUCAGUCUCCCAGCCAAUUAUGGUCCAGCGUCGGCCAGGUCAGGGUUUCCACGGGAACGGUGAUGCGAAUUCGGUGCUGUCUCCUCGUUCAGAGGGCGGAGGUUUAGGCGUGAGCAUGGUGGAGUAUGUCCUGAGCUCGUCUCCCGGUGACAAGAUGGAUGCCCGUUACAGGAACGGUGGUUAUGGUGGAGGCGAUACGGAUCAGGAUGGACGAGAGAAGAACGAUGGCCCAGAAAAAGUGUCUCCUUUUGAGGAAGAUAAGAACCCAGAUAUGAAGGUGGGGGACGACAGUGAUCCUGCGAAGGCCAAUGGAAGAAGUUUACUAAAUGGCAUGGACAGAGACUGCAAAGACUUCAAUCCAACUCCGGGGAGCCGGCAAGCUUCUCCCACUGAAGCUGUGGAGAGGAUGGGCCCUAACCAGACAGGAUUGGAGAUGAUGAGCCAGCACCAUGUUCACGCCCAUGCCCACGCUCAUGCCCAUGCCCACGCUCACGCCCACGCUCUACAACAACAGAACCACAGCAAGGGCCCGGUGGAAGACUUUCAGAACCAGGAAGCCCAGAACAUGGGUGGCAUGGAGCAACAAGCCGGUGUGGAAUCCCUCCAGUUUGAAUAUGCAAGCAACCAGAUUCAGGUGGACUCCUCCGGAACCCCAGUUGGAUUGUUUGACUACAGCUCUCAGCAGCAGUUAUUCCAGAGGUCAAAUCCCCUGACUGUUCAGCAACUCACAGCAGCCCAGCAGCAACAGUAUGCCCUUGCAGCAGCUCAGCAGCAACACCUCGCUGGCCUCGCUCCUGCAUUUGUGCCAAACCCUUACAUCAUCAAUGCUGCGCCCCCUGGAGCUGAUCCAUACACUGCAGCAGGGUUGGCAGCAGCAGCUACUCUUGCUGGCCCCACAGUGGUUCCACCACAAUACUACGGUGUUCCUUGGGGGGUGUACCCAGCCAAUCUUUUCCAACAACAAGCCGCAUCUACUGCCAAUCACUCUGCUAAUCAGCAAGCAUCCAAUCAGGGACCAGGGCCAGGCCAACCUCAGGUAAUGCGCACAGGAAACAACCAGCGUCCUCUUACGCCUGGGCAAGGUCAACAAAGUCAGCAGGAAUCCCUGGCUGCAGCAGCAGCUGCUGCAAACCCCGCACUGGCAUACACAGGAAUGCCCGGUUAUCAGGUGCUGGCCCCUGCAGCUUACUACGACCAGACCGGGGCCCUAGUGAUGGGUCCUAGUGCUCGGACUGGCCUCGGUGGUCCAGUUCGUUUAGUUCAGACUCCUCUCCUCAUCAAUCCUGCAGCAGCACAGGCCGCAGCUGCGGUGUCUGCGUCUGGUUCUGGUAGCAACAUGUCUGGCCCUCCAGCAAACGGCAUGUACCGCUCCAUGCCUCAACCCCAACCUCAGCCACAACAGCAGCAAGCGCCCCCGCAGAGCAGCGGCUUGCAGUCAAGUUCUUUCUACGGAUCCGGGUCGGUCCCCAAUACGUCUCAGAGCAGCUCACUUUUCUCCCAUACAUCUGCUCAACCUCCGCCCCAGAGCUCCUCGCUGGGCUUCAGCAGCACCGGCAGCUCGCUCGGUGUGGGUCUGGCCUCUGCCCUCGGAGGGUUCGGCUCGUCAGUAUCGAGCUCUACAAGCAGCAGUGUGUCUCGCAGGGACUCGCUGUUGACGAGUUCUGAUCUUUACAAACGCGGCAGCAGCAGUUUAACUCCCAUCGGCCAGCCCUUUUACAACAGCCUGGGUUACUCCUCGUCACCCAGCCCGAUUGGACUCACCCCCGGGCAUUCGCCUCUCACUCCCCCUCCCUCUCUGCCCUCCUCUCACGGGUCCACCUCCAGCCUUCACCUCGGUGGCUUGACAAAUGGCAGCGGGCGUUACAUCUCUGCAGCACCCGGAGCUGAGGCCAAGUACCGCAGUGCCGGUGGGACGUCCAGCCUAUUUAAUUCCAGCAGCCAGCUCUUUCCCCCGUCUCGGCCCCGCUACAGCCGAUCAGACAUGAUGCCCUCCGGCCGCAGCCGCCUCCUGGAAGAUUUUCGCAACAACCGCUUCCCAAACCUCCAGCUCCGAGACCUCCCCGGACACAUGGUGGAGUUCUCUCAAGAUCAGCACGGAUCAAGAUUCAUCCAGCAGAAGCUGGAGCGAGCCAGUCCCGCUGAGAGACAGAUGGUUUUCGGCGAGAUUCUCCAAGCAGCCUACCAGCUGAUGACUGAUGUGUUUGGGAACUACGUCAUCCAGAAGUUCUUCGAGUUUGGAAGCGCAGACCAGAAGCUGGCUUUGGCGACCCGAAUCCGUGGCCACGUCCUCCCGCUGGCUUUACAGAUGUACGGGUGCAGGGUCAUUCAGAAAGCGUUGGAGUCCAUUUCUUCUGAGCAGCAGGUAAUUAGCGACAUUGUUCGUGAGCUGGACGGCCACGUUUUAAAGUGUGUGAAGGACCAGAAUGGAAACCAUGUGGUGCAGAAGUGCAUUGAGUGUGUCCAGCCUCAAGCGCUACAGUUCAUUAUCGAUGCCUUCCAAGGCCAGGUUUUUGUCCUCUCCACGCACCCUUACGGCUGUCGGGUAAUCCAAAGGAUUCUGGAGCACUGCACCCAGGAGCAGACUUUGCCGAUACUGGAGGAGCUGCAUCAGCACUCUGAGCAGCUGGGUCAGAAAUAUCAAGGCGUAUCAUUGGAGAUGACACCCAAAACAUAUUAUACAGUGUCCCGUGAUGCACUGUUCAAGGAUCAGUACGGCAACUACGUCAUUCAGCAUGUUUUGGAGCACGGCAGACCAGAAGACAAGAGCAAGAUAGUCGCAGAAGUGCGAGGAAAGGUCCUUCUACUCAGCCAACACAAAUUUGCAAGUAACGUCGUGGAGAAGUGCGUGAUCCACUCCUCGCGUGCCGAGAGAGCGCUGCUGAUCGACGAGGUGUGCUGCCAGAAGGACGGCCCCCACAGCGCCCUGUACACGAUGAUGAAGGACCAGUACGCCAACUACGUUGUCCAGAGAAUGAUCGACAUGGCCGAACCGGCUCAGCGUAAAAUCAUCAUGCACAAGAUUCGGCCUCACAUUGCCACCUUGCGCAAGUACACGUAUGGGAAACACAUUCUGGCCAAACUGGAAAAGUACUACAUGAAGAGCGGCUCUGAGCUGGGUCCCAUAGGCGGCCCCGCAAAUGGCCUGAUGUAGUCAACUCUUGACGACAUGAACUACCCCCACCCAAAAAAUAAGAGGCACAGGGUCUCAGCAUAUUAAGAUGUUUGCUUAACCUCUUUUUUUUCCCAGGGCGAUUUUCAGAAAAAAAAAAGACAGAUCAAUUUCACCGUAAAAGGCCGUGACAACUUGAUUUUUGCCACUGUGCCGCCCCCGGUGAGGUCCCAAUUUGGCCCCCCCAGCCCGCCGCGAGCAGCGUAAAUCGGCAAGCCGUUUUUGGGGCGUGAAGCACAAGACCAUUGUUAAUUAUGUAAUUGAUGUAUGUGACUGGUUUUCAUAUUGUACAUUUUUUUUUUUUUUACCUUGUAAAUUGUUUGUAGAAAAAGAAAAAAACACAUUUGUUGAAACUUCUUACAAUUCAUACCAGGAAGUGACCUAUUAAAGCUAAAAAAAAAAAAAUGAAUAACAAAAUUCCAUUUGCUUUUUGAACUGACUUCUCCAAGUCCAGGAAAUUUGAUAUUUAUAGAUAUAACCCCAUGCAGAGUUGAAACAAUAGCCGAACACGCCAAAGCAAACUGCAAAGUACAGGCAAAGGCAAAACGUGUGCGGGGUGCCACCGGUUUUGUCAAAAAGACCCUUUUUGCUCGCUUAAUUUGGGGGACAACUCGGUGGUAUAUAUAUAUAUUUUUUGUAAUGGGGCCUUUUUUUUUUUUUUUUUUUUUAAACCUUGCACCCCCUCCUCAUCACAUCCUCCCUUUUUCACCAUGUUCACCAUCUCGGCCAGCAGCAGCUUGACGUCUUGUUUUUGUUACCCAAAAGGCCCAAAAGAGGCUUUCUGCUUCCAUUAGUUGAUUUUUUUUUUUUUUAAACUGAACAGGUACUAACAAGCGAAGUUGUAAAAAGCUCCAGAAGGGCUCGCUCGGUUUUAAAUGACACUAUCAGCGGAGAUUCAAUGAUGCGGUGAGAGGCAUUUGGGCACAUGCCGUGGAAGGUUAGAAUUCACCCCCGACCCCCCCUGUUAAUUCUUUUUAGUGUCUUUUUAAGUAGGAAAUGAACACUGCUCUGAGCUAACUUUAUGUACUAAAUCAUCUCUGGCUUAAAAAAAAAAAAAAAAAAAAGUAGUUUAGUGUAGCAUCUUUACGUGCGAUUCUUAAUUGCUUUUGCUUUCGGGUCGCCGCGACGGACUAACGCCCCCGCCCCAACCGUCGUAGAAUGAGCGACGUAAAAGUGAGCUUGGUCCCGGCGUUGUACGUGGGAGAGAAUGAAAUACCGGGGACUUGUGGAGGA
Molecule: messenger RNA, 15823 nt
Organism: Syngnathoides biaculeatus (alligator pipefish)
Lineage: Eukaryota; Metazoa; Chordata; Actinopteri; Syngnathiformes; Syngnathidae
Product: apolipoprotein B-100-like
Exons: 50
Coding region: 35-14572 (4845 amino acids)
Biological process (GO): cholesterol transport; cholesterol homeostasis; triglyceride mobilization
Cellular component (GO): very-low-density lipoprotein particle; low-density lipoprotein particle; mature chylomicron
Molecular function (GO): low-density lipoprotein particle receptor binding; RNA binding; cholesterol transfer activity
Source: RefSeq, a predicted model, not a curated record